Linum trigynum is the source of this 7552-nucleotide messenger RNA. NCBI's taxonomy places the organism in Eukaryota, Viridiplantae, Streptophyta, Magnoliopsida, Malpighiales, Linaceae. The record is from the annotation of a GenBank genome assembly.
CCUAGGUGAAAUUCGGGGUACCACAUACCUUGAGUAUGAAAACACUAUCUAGACCUUGAAUUGACCGAUCUUUCGGACAUGAUACUAUACUCUAACACUUAAAAAUCAAAAUAUAGGUGUUAACUCUCCCAAUCUUAUACUCCAAGAUCAAUUUAAUUAGAAAUAAUAAUCGACGGUUAUGAUUCAUCCAAAUAUAGGCACAAAAAUGAAUGCACCAUCUUAGGGUUUAUAGAUGAUGAUUUAGAUAAUUAUGACCUAGGGUUCACUCAUUAAGGGUUAGGGUAUAAUAUCAGACACAAAAAUCCUGGUAAUUCGAGGUCUAGAUAGAGUUUACAUACUCGAGGUAUGCGGUACCCCGGAUUUCACCCGGGGUACCAUAGAAGCCACCAUAUAUAUAUAUAUAUAUAGAGUGCUUGUGUUGUUUUAGUGUUUUCGAGUCAUAUGAAUCCAAAUGAUGAUGUGAAUAUUAUUAAUAACCGGUAUAUAAUGUAUAUAAUUGCAUUAGAUUUAUUGGGGUCAAUCGGUUAUUGAUAUGUUACCAAAACUUCAUGUGAUUGAGCAAUAUUUAUUCGAAUCCUGGUGACCUCAUUUGUUAAGCACAUUGUAUUUUGAUGCUUGUAUAAACGUCAAAUCCUUCUGAGCUAGGGAUGGCAAUUUUGACCUGACCCGUUUUACCCGACCUGUUUGACCUGCUUUGGGGUGGGUCCGACCCGGCCCGUAGCCGGGGCGGGCAUGGGCACCUCCCAUCGAUCUGACCUGCCCCGCCCCGCCCCAUUCUUGACCUGUUCUUCCCUAAAUUACAUGUAAUCUUAAUCAAAUUAUUUAGGAGUUCCUUUUAUUACCUCAUAUUUUAGCUGUAAUAUACUGGUAAAUAAGUGAAAACCUUAAUUUCUCCAAUAAUUUAACUACAUUUCAUCAUAUUAUGGUUUUUUUCUUGGUAUUUUAAUGAAAAUAAUGAAUAUUUAGAUACCCAUUGGGUCGACCUACCUCGACCCGCGUCCUGUGAUAAAAUACCCGACAUGGACCCGACCUGCCACGGAGCGGGUAUGGAUAUCGAGAUACCCGUUCGGACCUGCCCCAUUGCCAUUCUUAUUCUGAGUUGACCUUUGGUUUGAGAGUGCUUGCUAAUAAGUGGUAUAUACUAUAUAAUCAUAAUUGAACACCUCCCAAUAACACAUAUGAGAUUUAAUAUAAUUUAUAAACAUAUGAAUAAUACGAUGACAAUGAUCAUAUAUUCGGGUUAAACCAAUCGAAUCUUUAACCUUAAACCGAAACUAACGACAUCAACCGAGUUGACAAACUUAGUCCAAUCCCACGUGCAAUUUACUAUUUUCAACAUAUAGUCCCCACAUUUUCAAUUUGUUUAACUCUCCUCCCUCCCUCUCUUUAGAAAAACAAAACAAAACAAAAAACCCCACCCUGCUGCUAGCCAGCUAACUACACUCAGCUCCGCUCCGCUCCGCUCUUUCCCUCCCUCACUCCCACCUCUAGCUUUCCUCCGGUCGCCGGCCGGUCGGUCAGUCUCCUCGCCCGACAAUCUCCAUUCACAUGCACUAUGGAUUGCUACGAAGCUACUAAGACGGUCUACUCAAGAGUCCAAGGUUUGGACCCAGAGAAUGCUUCCAAAAUCAUGGGCUACCUCCUGCUGCAGGAUCAAGGAGACCGAGAAAUGAUUCGAUUGGCCUUCGGACCUGAAUCUUGCCUCCACAAUCUCAUCCUUCAAGCCAAAACCCACUUGGGUCUGCCGAUUUCCCCAUCGUCUUCGUCUUCGAAUUCGACGAUUUCGUUCUCCUCUGUUUCCAAUUCCAACACUCCUUCGACGCCGUCCACUCCUUCCUCGCCGUCCCCUUUCCUCAGCUCGAGACCCAGCGCGCUGAGAAUCUCCGGUUGUGGGGCGGCGUUCGACAACGGGUCGUCUCCCUCCGCUGCUGCUUUCAGCCCUUCGCUUUCCUACGCCAAUGUCUUCAAUGGAGGGAGUAACGGUAACGGUAAUGGGAACGGGAACGGGAACAGCUGUCUUGGUGGUAAUAAUGGCGGCGGUGGUAUUGGUAAUGAUAUGGGUAUUGAUGAGUUUCAAGUUCACAGUGACCACUUCUCUUUCCUCAACGAAGGUAGUAAUGCAGACCAGGUGUUUGAUCCGAGGCCUGACUGGGGGAAUCUCUUGAGCCCAACGGCUGGAGGGGGUCAUGACGAUGGGAUUAGUUCGCAUUUCCACCGGCGGAGCUUCUCGGUUCCCGGCGUGUACUUUGGGUCUGGCGAAGAAGGCGCCGGCGGUGGUGGUGGGUUCGGGUGGAAGCCCUGCUUGUACUUCGCCAAGGGGUUCUGCAAGAAUGGGUCGGCUUGCAAGUUUCUUCAUGAAGGAGGAGAGAAUGCUGCUGUUUCUGAUGGUGUGGCUGCUCUGGUGGGUUCCCCUGUGAAGCUCAAUGGAUUUGAACAGUGCCAUGACUUACUCAUGAGAUCGAAGUCUGCUGUUCAUCAGCAGAAGUUAGCUGCUGCUGCUGCCUCGCAGUUCAUGGCCCGUCCUGCUGCUUCGAAUCUUUCGUAUAACGAGUGCAUGAAUUUGCUUCUGCAACAAAGUGAUGCCCAGAGAUCAGCUGCAGCUGCUGCAUUGUUGAUGGGGGAUGAGCUUCACAAGUUCAGCCGGUGCCGGCCGGAGAGGACAACCGAUUUCUCACCGUUGGGAUUGGGUGGAGGGAUACUGAACCCAAGUGCCAGACAGAUCUACUUGACGUUUCCAGCUGACAGUACAUUCAGAGAAGAGGAUGUUUCCAAUUACUUCAGCAUUUAUGGGCCAGUGCUAGACGUGAGAAUACCAUACCAGCAGAAGAGAAUGUUUGGGUUCGUCACAUUCUUGUAUCCAGAGACAGUGAAGCUUAUCUUGGCCAAAGGCAACCCCCACUUUGUCUGUGACUCUCGUGUGCUUGUCAAGCCUUACAAGGAGAAAGGCAAAAUCCCUGAAAAGAAGCAGCAGCAGAUGGAGAGAGGAGAUUUUUCACCCUCAGCUUGUUCAAGCCCACGUGGGCUUGAUUCCAGAGAGCAGUUUGACAUUAAUCUUGGGGCCAGAUUGCUGUACAACACUCAAGAGAUGCUGCUACGAAAGAAAUUAGAGGAACAAGCAGAUCUACAGCAGGCCAUUGAACUCCAUGGCAGAAGGCUAGUGAGUCUACAACUUCUCGACCUGAAAACCCACCGUCGUCAGCAUCUCCUUAAUGGUCUAUCCAAUGGGUCUCCAGUUUCAUCCCCAACUGGCUUGGCUCGUAGUUUCAGCCAUCCGGUCCGUGUUGGUAGCAUUGACCAAGAAGGCCUUUCUCCGUCUGAAGAGAAUGGAGGUUGCCUGCAUGAUGAUGAUGAUGGAGAAGUAGCUUCUGUAAAUGCUGUUGCAGGAAGCGUUGGUCGGGAAUUGAAUCCUCCCUGCAGCCAAAGCAAUGGAAAUGGCAAUGAAGAGAAGUACUUCACUGAACAAAAUGGUCUCCAGGAAAGUUUGGAACAUAUCCACCUCCCAGAUAACCUCUUCAAUUCUCCCAAGAAAGCUGCCGGUGACCAUCUCAAGACUGCUUUCUCUGCAUCUCUUGAAGUUCCUGAGAUUUCCACCACCACCACUACCACUUCUGCUCUCAACAUGACCCCUUUGAAGUCCUGUUUUCCCCAAAUGCCCAGGCUUACCUCUGGUGGGCAUGGAACUAUUGGCAUAUAAAAAGAGCCCCCAACUUAAUAAAGCCUUGAUCUUGGAAUUGACUUCGGUAGGGUAAGUUAGAAAAGAGUUUUACCACAUGGAUUUCUCGUAUUAAUAUCUUAUUAAUCCUGCAUAGGAUUCUAUUUUGUGCACAUGCAAAGCAGAUAGACAACAUGGACUGUUUUCAUGAUGCUGGCCUGUUUUUGUUGGUUCUUUUUUUCUUUCCUGGUUGCAGAACUAUUGGAGAAAAACAGAAAAAAGGGCCAGAUGAUGACUAGAUGAGAGAAUAUACAUUUCAAACUCAUCAUCACCAUUCACCAUAGUCAUCGGUUAGCUGUAUAUCCCAAAGAACCAUAUACCCUACAAGAAAGGAAAAACAGAUCUGUAGACAAACAAGGCCUUGGGAGCAAGAUCGCCAUCAUCAAUACAUACUACUUACUACAACAAAAUACAUAAUGGAUACAUUAAAAGUAAGAAAAAGGACAGAGGUAGUACUCUACUAUUUCUACUGAUCAUAUUUGCUCUUUCAGUCUUUUCUUUUUAACCUUUUUUUUUUUACUGUUGGGAAGAGGAUCAUUUCAUAUUCAUAUCAUCAUAUGUGUUUGAGAGAGAGGGUGAGGACUGAGGUCUUUCAUUUUCCAAAUUGCUGUCCUCUUUCUCACUGUGUAACCUAUGUAGGUAAUGAGCUGGACCACACAGCAAUCAUAUAUAUAGCUGAAAGUGUAGAAAAUAAACAAAAAGCGCUGUUGUUGUUGUUGUUAAAUAGUAAACAGUAAUAGAGUUAGUCUAUAAAUGAAUAGAUCUCCCUUUCCCAUUUGUGCAAGUUUUUUGUUCUUACUAUUCAAUAUGAGAAAGUUGAAAUAGUGAUCUCUUUCCUUCCCAAGUUGUGUUCUUUCUGUUCAUAGAUUGUGUAUUAGAUUAUGAUUAUAUGGGUUUGCAGGAGGCAGAAGUUUUCUUUACUCCUGCUGAUAGGUAUGUAGGUGAAUUAGGCUGAAGGGUAAAGUGAAAGGGUGGAGUAUGGAGCAGUCAAAAGGGUUGUGUGGGGUAAAGGCUGCCUUCAAUUGAGUCAGGUGAUCUACCAGUAUAGUUAGUAACUUAGUAUGCAUCUGUCACCCAAUUUUUAAGAUCAUGGAGACUGGGUUUGCAGUGUGCAGGCAAAAGAGGGGAAAAGGUGAUUGAUUCUGAUGAAUGAUGAGCAGGGAGAAGCUCUACAGAAGUAGAGAUUUCAGUUUUCUUUUUAAUUAAAAUGAAGAGAGAAAAAGAAAGUCAGCUUUUUUUAUUGUAGAGGGAGGUGGUGGGGGACUCCUUUGUCUCAUAUUGUGGUUUCUUUUAGGUUUGGAGGACAUGAAUGGCUGAGGGCCACAUUGUCACAUGGCCUUCUGACAAAAUUAGCUUUACAUAUCCAUCACUGGUUUUUAUCCUUUUCACUGAGGGGCUACUCAUAUGUACAAACUCACUCACCAGUCACCACUCAAUUUUCUAUCUCCUUCCAACUACAUGAUCCCCACUUUUAACCCCCCUGCUGGUUCAGAUUUCAUUUGCAAGUCCAUCACUUGGUUGGUUUUGGACAAAACAGUUUGAUUGGGUAAAGAAGAAAAUGAUUUGGGCAAGUUGGACAACAGUCAAUGCAAAAUGUUUCACAGAUAGAUAUUUGCUCCACCAAAAACUUUUUUGCAUGGACAGAAGGGUCGUCUAUUUCGUGAUGUCGAUGAAUGUAUGAUUUCGAAUUAGUACUCACUUUUCUAAAAAGUUCUAUAGCUCACUCGUGUAAAAUACUACAUUCAAUUGGUGUCUGGUACACGAGAUUUGUUUUGGGCACAUGUGUUUUUUUGAGUUUUGAGGAAAAGAUUGUACCUGUUGCGUCCUCUGUUGCAAUUUUGGACGAGUAGUUUCGAGAGCUGUAGUACUCUUUUCCACACAUUGCACGUCUUAUGUAUCAACAUCCUGUUACUUAUAUCAUGCGUUACUUCAAAGAACAAAACGAAUUUAAACUACAAAUGUAAGUAUAUGAGUGUGUUUCUCAAAGAUUGUGGGUGUUGGUUUGGUUUGGGGGGUGGGGGUAAACUUGUCAAUUGCAAGUUAGGUGCUUUUGUUUUGUUCCAAUUUACAACAUCAACUAUUGGUUGUGCCCUUGUUUCAGCCAACAACCAGAAGGAGAGGGCAUAAGGAUACAAAUUUAGGACCACCAAUGGUGGGGUUUGCAAUAUGUCCAUAUUCUUCUUACAGAGUGACCACCACUCUUUCUUCAUAGUUUGUAGGGGAAGAGGAGGUUGGGAUGUCAAAAUCAUGCAAAACCCUAACCUCUCAUGUUUCUGCCCUCAAAAGAGAAAAACCCAAUUUGGGGAGCCUUUAGAAAACUCCAUAUGAAAUUUCUAUAAGAGAAUAUGGUAAGGGCUCCCCCCCACCAUUGGUUCAUAGUAUUAACAAGAAUACUAAUGUACAUUACAAUAAUGUCCAUAUUAGGAAAACUGGCUUGGCAUUAAUUUGCUUGGCAUGUGAUUAGACCCAUAAGAUGUGACUUGUUGCGUGGAUGGUAACCGUUGUUAAUGUCGUAUUUCGUGGAUAUGUGCAGGCUUGGUACUAAUUGCUAACUUUUGUCGAUGUAGGAACCGCUUCUUGCGUGUCUUUCCAACUGACUAGUUAUAAAAUGCAAUGACGCUUUGCUACGACUUGUCCUCGUCAACUUCUCUGGCUUGGAAUCAUCGUAUGUGUAUGCACGUCGUUGAUCAUGCCAACGUUUGAAUGAUCGAGCCUUCACAUGCUAUACGAGGCAAAAAUAAAAGAAUAUGUAAGUAACCGAGUCAUUUUUAUAUAUUUUCGUGUUUCAUUAGAGUGUCACCAUAGACGGUAGUCACCAAUCCCUUGUCGACGGACCGAGCAGAUGGGGGUUAAAGUAAAAUCCAUAUUCCCUGAUCGAACUCUUGACUAGGGGUGUCAGUUGGGAUCGGGUUCAGUUACCCGAACCGAAACCCGAAAAAACCAAAAAAACCGAACCCAAACCCGAUAAGGACUUGCGGGUUCCGGUUACCCGAAACCCAAAAAUUUCUUAUCGGGUUCGGUUAAAGCAAAACCGAAAUCCGAAAACCAGAACGUCUAAGAAUACGGGUUGAGUUCUAUUCAUUGGAGGUUUUUAGCCGGAACCCGAAAAACUGAUAAGCAAAACCAAACCCGAAAUCCGAAACAAACCCGAACCCGAAAAACCGAAAAUGUAUAUAAUCGGAUCGGUUUUGGGUAAACCCGAAAAACCGAACACGAAUGGACACCCCUACUCUUGACUCGAUUAUAUAGCGACAAGAUCAUCAACUCUACACGUCCUAUAACUAAUCAAAACCAAUGUACAACAAUUAUGAUAGUAAAUACAUUGGAACACAACAAUGACAAUACAUAAUUCGAGGGCUCCCAAAACCUUCCUGCUGCUGCAGACGUGAGAACCGUAGCAGUACUAUAUUGUUUUCGAGGCAAAGUUUGGCCAAUGUUUUACUGUUUGGGAGCCCCAUGGAAGACAAAAAAAUCAUUGUUAUUUGGUUACAGAGACAUCAUAGUAGUUAUGAUACAUACAUGAAGUUAAAGGACAUAAAUUGUUUCUUAUUACUAUCAAGAUGGAUCACUCUCUUUCAUUGCGCUUGCCUUGCCUUCUCAAUGUCUCGAUUUGUACAAUAAUAAGACCAGACUGGUCAAUUCGUUUUCUCUUCUGUUCUCUCCCACCCACCUUCCUAUCUGUGGAUAACUAGUAGAUGAUUAUACAUAUUAUUUGUCAUGAUUGUUUCUCACUACCGAUAAGGAAAUGAGAGGAUUCGACAAAGUAAUGAUAUGAAGAAAAAAAAAACACGACACACGAAUUUAUGUGGUUCACUAACCCAAUAUAUGUUAUUUACGUCC